CUUUGUUUCAGGUCACAUCUCCCCGAGGUACUAGCGUUUUAGUUCGUCCGCAGUGCAUUGCUAUCUAUCUAUUUGCAUGCUCAGCAGCUCUGAAGAACUCUAUUUUUACACCGUCAGACUCAGACAGAAAGUACUAGUGUAGAGCAGUCUAGAAACUAAAUUAGCUUUUUUAACAAAUAAAGAGUGUCGUUGUAUCUAUCAGCUCAAACUUCCGACUGGCGGUCCGCGCAUCCAGAACGGUGCAAAAAUGGGGCGAUUUCGGCAGUUAAUGGACAGCCACACGGUGCUCGCGAAGAACAACCACGACGCGAAUCCGAACCUCGCAAAAGGCGACGAAGUCGGUGAUAUUGACCACAGCGUGGUCCUUUCGAAACGAGGCGAGAGCGUCAAAUGCUGGCACUGCGAGAAGAGCAAGAAGGUCGAGGAAUGCCCCUACACCUACGUUUGCAGUUCUUCGCACCAUUUCACGUGGCUCUGCUCGGAGAUGUGCCAACAGCGGUUCCAAAAACAAAGCGAGACAACUUUAAAGCAGCUCAAGUACUUACCACUAUCGACUCUCAUUGCACACCUCUUUGAUUUUGGUUUACUUUUGUGAGUGAAAGUACAGGUUCGGAGAUCGAGAUUUGGUGGUAAAAGUAUAACCACUUGAUGAAUACCAAUACUUAUGGAAAAGUCUUUCCACCCUUCCCCAUAAUUCUUUGUCUUUCAGGCGCAUGCCCAAGACCGCGUUGAACCGCGUGAUGCUUACGACGCUGGACGAAGUGCGACGGAAGAAUGCGGACAUUUGUCCGGUGUGCACGGCGUGCUGUGACUUCUACGACAACCGCAAAGCCUUCGGGUCGGACGAAGGCGAGGCCUCGACCAGUGCGGCUAGUGAGGAGAGCAAGGCGGUGGCGCUGAUCGACGUGGCGGAGCUUCCCGACGGGGAGCAGGACGCGGCGAUGCUGAGCGAGGUGGAGGAGAUGCUGAAGGUAAAGGUAACGGCGGGGGAGAAGACGGAGGAGGACGUGGAGGAGGUCGUGGAAAACAUCGCCCUGAUGCUGGAGAACGGGGAGCUGGACGACGAUCUGGUCCAGGCCGUGCAGGCGGUGGCGUCGAAGGAAAAUUUGGAGCACCUGAAAAAGCGCUACCAGCGGUUCCGCGAGGCGUUCGAAAUCUGGCAGCUGCACCAGAGGGAGGCCCAGUUCAUGAAAAUGAUGACCGUGGUGACGAAAAAGAAGGACGAGGAGCCUCCGGUCGUGCCUAAGUCGAAAGAAAAGAAGAAGGACGCCGAACAGGGAGAGGCGGGCGGGCGGGAACCAGCUUCAUCUUCUUCGAUGAGCAAAACCUCAACGACCGCGUCGUCUGCUGGUGCCGCAAAGGAGGGCUUGGUGUCCUCGUCCAGCAGUAGUCCGCAAGACGCGUCGAGCCCGCUGGAAUCGUCCGCCGGCGCGGGCACGGCAAAAGACAUCGGAACGGCGCAGCAGGUCGCGAAGAGCGAAAAGGCGUUGAAAGCCGCGGCGAAGAAAAAGGAGAAGGAAGUGAAAACAAAGCCAGCGAACAAAAAAAGCGGCCCGAAGUUUGUUUACAGCAAGAAUAUCCUGGAGACGAUUACAACGAAGUUGGCUGAAAUUUUGAAUAUCGCUGCUCCGGUUGGGGAAACGGACGAGCUAGAAAACUGGGUCAUGGGAACGCUCUUCGCGCACGAACUCGACCUGGGAAAGUAUGUGAACGAGCUAGUGGUAAAAUUCACUUUGUUCACUGUUGUUCAUAGAUUGAGUGUACAGGCACAUACAAAUUUGCAACACCCUGAGCGGCCCAUCAACUUGUUUUCGAAUGAGUUGAAAUGCAGCUUCGAGAUCAAUCCCAACAUGGAAAAAAAUGCAAUCACAACAGAGAGACUGUGCGAGCAUGCAGUGGGGCGCGUUUUGUUCGCAACACGGAAAGGGUGCCAAGAAGCCAAGCCAGGUGGACACCCUGAGUCUGAUUCAUUUUGUCGCAUUUCUUGGCGACCGCAUGCCCCAAGCUCUUUCGGCGAACGUCGGAGAUACGGUACUAGAUUACGCGAUGCGACUGGCAGGGGCCACUCUACACGGGUCCCCGCUGGAAAAGGAAAACACUACCCAAGAGGACUUGAGUGAGCAGCAGCUUCUCAGCCCGACGAGCGUUUCCGUGGCGGAGUCUGCCCCCACGGCCGCAAGCAUUGCCGCACGACAACCUCCCGCCCCCAGCACACCGCCUCCUGCGCGGACAACCGCGGCGAAAGUGGCCGCCGCUGCUGCAGCACGUAGCGCAGCAGGAACCGCGCCGACGAGUAAGCCUCCUCCGCAACCGGCAACUGGUCCGCCGCCUCCACCUCCGGAAGCGGUUGUGCCCAGUAAGCCAGCCGCCCGGGUGGAGCGCGCCGCACCACCCCCAGAACCGGUUCCAGAACCCGUGGAGGCAGAACAAACCGCUGUUGCGCGCCCAGUCAAGACCAAGUCAGAGGAGACGACCGUACUAUACAAUUUCAUCGUCAUAUUAAUUAGUGACAGCUUACCCUUACGUUGACGUGCUUUAUUCUUGGCUUGCGCCACUUGCGCAAUGCGAAUCCUGCCUCAGACCUUGAAUUGAAUUCGGAAGAUUUUCUAUAUCGCAAUGAGUGGCGGAGGCGGGGUCCGUUUAUUCCGUUGUGAUCCGCACUCGCCCUGUCGUAGAAAGAUCUGCGUAUCGUCAUUUUCCACGAAAACACACAGGGUUCGUCGCUAGUGGCCGAAGCAUGUCGAACCGAGAGGGAUCGAGCGCGCACGGAGGAAAAGCUUUGGCAGUGCGUUCGGUUUCUCGCUGUGGAAUUCUACGCUUUUCUGGUGAUCGUUGGGACUCGAGAUUACAGCGUUGCAACCCGAUUGCAGGAAAGAUGGGUCACGUUUCUCGAGCUCAUACUUGAGGAAGACCCUCUUCAUUCUCUCGGGGAACCACGAGUCCCUCUUUCUGACGGUUUGUUCUUUUUUUCUUUCUGGGUACGCUGAAUACGCUACCGGUAUUUAUUAGGAAUCUUGAUAAGUAGACGCAGAGCCAGUUUGCUUUAUUAUUGUUUAAAGGGGAAAAGACGUGUGCCUAUUUGAAACUUUUGCAGGUGUCAAGAAAGCACUUCCAGCAGAAAAGCGGCGGACGAUUUGCGAAAAACUCGCAGCUCUUACCGAAGUUCCACUCCAAUAUGCGCUUCAGAUUCUUCGUGCGAACGCAGAGGGUUGGUUUUUCGAAGCAAAGCGUCUUCUUCCCGAAUUCGAUUGGCACCGAUGUAGCUCGCCAACGACGGGCAAACAUUGGUUCCUGAAUGGCGUCACGGGGGAGUGGUUUUUCGAAGAUCGAUCCACCGAGGCUGGCUGGCAAAAGCAACUUCUUUUUGAAGACGCAAAGGACGCCAAGCCUCAAUACCAGAAGCCUGCAGCUUGGUACUUAUUAUGUCCGGUAGAAUUUAAAUUUUUUUACUUUAGCUAUGGCAUUUUAAUUUUUAGAAGCGCCUCAGAGCCAGGACUUAAGUGCCUUCCUUGAAGAUCCUUCAAUGACUGGCAAAAUAUCAGGCCAAAAGCGGAGGCAUUAGUUCGAGUGCAGAUGCACUUUGCAGUUGUCAGAUCCUCCUGCGCCCCUGGUUGUCCUCGGGUUGGCGAGGAUGCUAAAAGCUGGCUCCGGCAUAUGCUCUGUCUAUGUGGCUCCUCUUACGAUGACGCGAUCGUUCUAACGUCGAUCGGACGAUUAAGGUUCGCUAUAUGAUAAACUACUUACAAGAAGAAGUUAAAAUCAAAUAAACUCCAAAACAGGUUUAUCAAAAUUCGAGGGGAAGACGCAGGACGGUGGUUCCACAUGAAGAGUUUGGCAGAUACUUACGUAUGA
This is a messenger RNA of Amoebophrya sp. A120, 3852 nucleotides long. NCBI's taxonomy places the organism in Eukaryota, Dinophyceae, Syndiniales, Amoebophryaceae. The record is from the annotation of a GenBank genome assembly.